CUCUCUGUUUCCCUCACACAAUCUCCCUCCAUAACCUCACCUCUCUAUCUCUCUCUCUCUCUCUAUUAGAUCUGAGAAGAAGAAAAAGAUAAAACAAAAAAUCAUGAUCAGUAACUUGAUUUCAAGCUUGAACAAAAAGCUACAGGCUGUUGAAAUCAGUAGCCGCUGCAAACGAACGAAGAAGACGGCUUACGUAUACAGAGACAAUCUCACCAAGAAGAACCACUCACCACCCUCGUCAUCGUCCUCACCACAGCACCAGCCGGAGGAGAUCAAGAAAGUGAAGAAGAGAGUGAGAUUUGCUGAUACGGAACCAGUGAUAAUCGCCAUUAGUACCGACAGAGAGGAGGAGGAGUUGGAGGUUGAAACAGAGAAGAAAGUAGUGAGAAUUACGGUGAAAUUGACGAAACAAGAAGCGAAUCGAAUGCUUUCGAGGUGCUCCAAUGGUGGCGUUCUUGAAUUCGGAGAUGUGGCUUCUGAACUCAUGAGGAUUCCUCCAACUAGAGUUCGUUCAUCUUUGGUGGCGAAUUGAAAUUUUUCCCCUCUUUUUCUUCUUCUUCCUUCCUCAACUUCUUAAAGAGAAGUUCCAGAUAUUUCUGGAAUUAUAUUUUUUAUUUUUUGAAUUUUGCUUUAAUAUGGGGUUGUAAAUUAUAUGAUAUUGCUCUGUCCAAAUUUUGUAGAAAUUAUAUCUUCGAAUUAUAAAUUUUGUAAGUUAACUUUAUAUGGCAUUCCAAUAAACUAUAAAAACAAUAACAUAUCUA
This is a messenger RNA of Cucumis sativus (cucumber), 761 nucleotides long. RefSeq lists its product as uncharacterized. Bases 104 to 532 code for a protein of 142 amino acids. The record is from RefSeq and is a predicted model, not a curated record. NCBI's taxonomy places the organism in Eukaryota, Viridiplantae, Streptophyta, Magnoliopsida, Cucurbitales, Cucurbitaceae. The transcript has a single exon.